CUGUCGUUUGUUGGACUGGUCCGGGAGAGUUGGUCGCCGAUCCACCGAGAUGUGGCGUAAGAAUACGUGGCGCAGACGACGAUGAGACGAGGCCAUGAGGCAACAGGCAGGAAUCUUGAAAUGGCCACCUUUCAUUGUGAUUGUGAAUACCUUAUGAAACUUAACACUUAUACUUAAGGUGCUUAUUAUCAUUGUAACCGCAUUAUUUUUGUUGUUCACUAGACCUUCUCGCCCUACAACACUUGUUGCUCCGGAAUAGGUGUACAUCUACUGAUUGCCAAACUUGUUGAUAACGUCAGUGUCUCUAAACGAAAGUCGUCAACAUGUCGACCCGGCUUGAUAACUUUAUGAAGUCCAAGAACGUCGUCCUCUUCUUUGGAGGUGUUGUUUCUAUGGCAGCGGCAUACACAAUCUGGGGAAACGAUGGUCAGGGUGUUUUCCCACCUCAGCCAGAUCCUACUGGUGAUCCAAAAACAUGGACAAAGGAAGAAUGCCAAUUGUGGUUGAACAAGAGAAAUCUACAUCCCGACCCAAAGGCCACCAAGGAAGAGCUUAUCGAAAGAGUGAUAGCAAAUAUGCGUAUCCCAAGGAAGUAGGAUACCACAACUUGAGAUCAUUGGACUGUUUAGUACUACAUCACUGUUUCUUGCGUUGCCUGAUACCACCUGCAGACUGCUCGUAGCUCAAUACGAAUAUUUUCUUACCUCG
Molecule: messenger RNA, 708 nt
Organism: Fusarium oxysporum Fo47
Lineage: Eukaryota; Fungi; Ascomycota; Sordariomycetes; Hypocreales; Nectriaceae
Exons: 4
Coding region: 324-596 (90 amino acids)
Source: RefSeq, a predicted model, not a curated record